This is a messenger RNA of Macrosiphum euphorbiae (potato aphid), 330 nucleotides long. Lineage: Eukaryota; Metazoa; Arthropoda; Insecta; Hemiptera; Aphididae. The record is from the annotation of a GenBank genome assembly.
AUGAUAGCACCAACUGCAGUAGAGAUUGAAGAAAUGUUAAAGAGAAAAUAUAAUGUUGGCGAUACCAUACAACCAUGUAUUAUAAUUGUAGGAACAGUUUGUGUUCCACUUGAAAUAUUGGUUUAUUUUGAUGGAAUAAAAUACAAAGUUUUUUCUCCUAUUAAAGCACUAGACAUUUGUUUCAAAAUUUUUCAUGUCUUCAACAUUGAAUAUCCAAUUGAAUCUGUUAAUGUCUGGCUAUUUGUUCAAAAAUUCUUUUAUAACAUUGUAAAUAAAUAUGAUAAAUCUUGUCCACUGGUCAAUCAAAUUUUUAAUGAAAUUAAACUUUGA